Molecule: messenger RNA, 4582 nt
Organism: Pyrus x bretschneideri (Chinese white pear)
Lineage: Eukaryota; Viridiplantae; Streptophyta; Magnoliopsida; Rosales; Rosaceae
Product: pleiotropic drug resistance protein 1
Cellular component (GO): membrane
Molecular function (GO): ATP binding; ABC-type transporter activity; ATP hydrolysis activity
Source: RefSeq, a predicted model, not a curated record
AAUGCUGCAAAAGCUAGAGAAAGUGGCCAACCAAACAACAAAGCCGAAGUCUUUUUCCAUCAAACUUUUUCAUAAAGUUUGGAAUUUUGGAGGGAAACGAAACUUGGGUUCUUGUUGGUUUUUAAUUUCAAGCUACUAGCUAGCCAAGUUCCAAGCUGUUCUUCUUCAAUGGAGAUCAGUUGUGAUAUUCAGAAAGCUGGCCACAGUUUUAGACGAAGUGGUUCUUCCUUCUGGAUUGACAAUGGCAGCGGAGUUUUCUCAACGUCUUCGCACGGAGAGGACGAUGAGGAAGCUCUCAAAUGGGCUGCUCUUCAGAGACUUCCAACGUUUCAGCGCUUGAAGAAAGGCCUGCUCGCUACUCCUCAAGGGGAGACCAACGAAGUUGACGUGAGCAAUCUUGAAGUGAAAGAAAGGAAGAAUUUGAUCGAGCGGUUAGUUGGAGUAGCCGAGGAGGAUCAUGAGAACUUCUUGUUGAGACUCAAGAACCGCAUUGAUAGAGUUGGAAUUAAUCUUCCAAAAAUUGAAGUUAGAUUCCAGCAUUUGAAAAUUGCAGCUGAAGCUUAUGCAGGAAGCAGGGCUCUGCCUACAGUUUUUAAUUACUGUGUCAAUUUAGUGGAGGGUUUGUUGAACUCCGUUCAUAUUCUUCCUAGCAAGAAAAAGCACUUGUCUAUCCUCAGAGAUGUUAGUGGGAUCAUUAGGCCUUGCAGAAUGACACUGCUUUUGGGUCCUCCGAGUUCCGGAAAGACCACUCUCCUGUUGGCUUUGGCUGGAGAGCUUGACCGGGAUCUUCAGUUUUCAGGACGUGUGACGUACAAUGGUCACGGCAUGCAUGAGUUUGUGCCUCAGAGGACUGCUGCCUAUAUCAGCCAACAUGAUGUUCAUAUGGGAGAAUUGACAGUCGGAGAAACAUUGAACUUCUCUGCAAGAUGCCAAGGGGUCGGAGACCGUUAUGAGAUCCUAGUCGAGUUAAGUAGACGAGAGAAAGAAGCGAAUAUUAAGCCGGAUGCAGACAUAGAUAUCUACAUGAAGGCGGUGGCAUCAGAAGGCCAGAGGGUACAAGUGGUGACAGAUUAUACACUAAAGAUUUUGGGAUUAGAUGGAUGUGCAGAUACCUUGGUGGGGGAUAACUUGAUAAGGGGCAUCUCCGGCGGACAAAAGAAACGACUCACAACUGGUGAGAUGUUGGUUGGACCGGCUAAGGCAUUGUUCAUGGACGAAAUAUCUACGGGUUUGGAUAGCUCAACAACAUAUCAAAUCGUGAAUUCGAUCAAGCAAUAUGUUCACAUUCUCAAUGGGACUGCAUUCAUCUCACUGCUGCAACCAGCACCUGAGACUUAUGAACUAUUUGAUGACAUUGUUCUCCUUUCUGAUGGUCACAUCGUGUACCAAGGUCCUCGUGAAAAUGUUCUUGAAUUUUUCGAAUCCAUGGGGUUCAGAUGUCCUGAGAGGAAAGGCGUGGCGGACUUCCUGCAAGAAGUGACAUCAAGGAAAGAUCAGGAGCAGUAUUGGGCAAGCAGAGAUGAGCCUUACAGGUUCAUCACGGUCGAAGAAUUUGUCGAGGCAUUCCAAUCAUUUCACAUCGGGCGCAAACUUAGAGAUGAACUCGCAACUCCAUUUGACAAGGCCAAGAGCCACCCAGCUGCAUUAACAACCAAAAGAUAUGGCGUUAGUAAAACUGAACUGUUGAAAGCUUGCUUUGCGAGGGAGUUCUUGCUCAUGAAGAGGAACUCAUUUGUCUACCUUUUCAAGCUUGCCCAACUCUCAAUCUUGGCUAUGAUUACAAUGACAUUGUUCCUACGAACUGAGAUGCAUCGCAAUUCAGUAGAUGACGGGGUAAUUUAUGCUGGUGCUUUGUUCUUCUCCCUGGUUGCUGUUAUGUUCAAUGGACUGGCAGAGCUUUCGAUGACUGUUACAAAACUCCCGGUAUUUUAUAAGCAGAGAAACCUCCUCUUCUUUCCGCCGUGGACAUAUACCCUUCCCUCGUGGAUCCUAAAGAUCCCUAUCACCUGUGUUGAAGUUGUGGUUUGGGUAUUUAUGACCUAUUAUGUCAUCGGAUAUGAUCCAAAUGUCGGAAGGUUGUUUAAGCAAUGGCUUCUACUCCUACUCAUUAAUCAGAUGGCUUCGGGGUUGUUCCGAUUCAUUGCUGGAGUUGGUAGAAGCAUGACUAUUGCAAGCACAUUCGGAUCAUUUGCACUUGUCAUGCUUUUCUCCUUGGGUGGUUUUGUUCUGUCAAGAGUCGAUAUAAAGAAAUGGUGGAUGUGGGGCUACUGGAUAUCGCCUUUGAUGUACGGACAGAAUGCAAUAGUAGUCAAUGAGUUCCUCGGAAAGAGUUGGAGACAUGUUCUUCCGAACUCAACGGAACCAUUGGGAGUCGCUGUUCUGAAGUCACGCGGAUUCUUUACAGAGCCUCGUUGGUAUUGGAUUGGCGCAGGAGUAUUGGCUGGAUACAUGCUUAUAUUCAACUUCUUUUUCACUUUGGCUCUCACUUAUCUAAAGCCAAUUGGGAAGCCACAGGCUGUUAAGUUGGAAGAUCCUAUCUCGACUCCUCAAAUUAGUAGAGAAAAUGGAAAUGGAAGUAACUCCUCCAGGUCUUCCUCAAUUACAAAAGAAGCUACUAAUGACGCAAAUGGUAACAAGAAAAGAGGAAUGGUUCUUCCGUUCGAACCACAUUCCAUCACCUUUGAUGAAAUCACAUACUCCGUGGACAUGCCACAGGAAAUGAAGAAUCAAGGUGUUCCCGAGGAUAAACUGGUGCUCAUUAGGCGUGUAAGUGGUGCUUUUAGGCCUGGUGUUUUGACAGCUCUAAUGGGAGUGAGUGGGGCUGGUAAAACAACUCUAAUGGACGUACUAGCCGGUAGAAAAACUGGAGGAUAUAUUGAGGGAAAUAUCACAAUUUCCGGGUACCCAAAAAAGCAGGAAUCGUUUGCCCGGAUUUCUGGAUAUUGUGAGCAGAAUGACAUCCACUCUCCUCAUGUUACUGUCUAUGAAUCCUUGAUGUACUCAGCAUGGCUGCGUUUAUCUUCAGAAAUCGAUUCUGAAACCAGGAAGAUGUUCGUUGAGGAAGUUAUGGGACUUGUGGAGCUAAAUCCGUUGAGGCAAGCACUAGUAGGGUUGCCUGGUGCGAGCGGUCUUUCAACUGAGCAGCGUAAGAGGCUGACCAUUGCGGUUGAACUAGUGGCUAACCCCUCCAUAAUAUUCAUGGAUGAACCGACUUCAGGCUUGGAUGCAAGAGCUGCAGCCAUUGUUAUGCGAGCAGUUAGGAACACCGUGGACACUGGAAGAACAGUUGUCUGCACCAUCCAUCAGCCAAGCAUUGACAUAUUUGAUGCUUUCGAUGAGCUAUUCCUACUGAAGAAAGGAGGACAAGAGCUCUACGUAGGACCAUUAGGCCGCCAUUCUUGCAAUUUGAUCAAGUACUUUGAGGGGAUCGAUAACGUCAGUAAAAUUAGGGAUGGCUACAAUCCAGCAACAUGGAUGUUGGAAGUCACUUCGUCAGCCAAAGAAAUGGCUAUGGAGAUUGAUUUUGCUGAAGUGUAUAAGAAAUCAGAACUGUACAGGAGAAACAAAGCACUUAUUGCAGAACUAAGCAACCCUGCUUCUGGUUCUAAGGAUCUUCAUUUUCCUACUCAAUACUCUCAGCCCUUUUUAUCCCAAUGCGUAGCUUGCUUAUGGAAACAACAUUGGUCCUAUUGGCGCAAUCCGCCAUACACAGCCAUCAGGUUGAUCUACACAACCAUCGUAGCAUUGAUGUUCGGCACAAUGUUCUGGAACCUUGGCUCCAAAACAACGAAAGAAAAGGAUCUCUUCAAUGCAAUUGGUUCAAUGUACGCUGCUGUUCUCUUUCUCGGUAUCAAAAAUUCCACAACGGUGCAGCCUGUUGUGGACGUCGAAAGAACAGUCUUCUACAGAGAACGAGCUGCUGGAAUGUAUUCUGCCUUGGCAUACGCCUUUGCACAGGUUACAAUUGAGAUCCCUUAUGUUUUUGUACAAGCCCUUGUCUAUAGUGUCAUAGUUUACGCAAUGAUCGGGUUUGAAUGGACUCUGGCUAAAUUCUUGUGGUACUUAUUCUUCAUGUAUUUCACAUUUUUGUACUUCACCUACUAUGGCAUGAUGGGAGUGGCCUUGACGCCGAAUCAACACAUAGCCGCUAUAAAUUCCAGCGCAUUUUACGCAAUAUGGAAUGUCUUCUCGGGGUUCAUAAUCCCACGGACUAGGAUUCCUAUAUGGUGGAGAUGGUACUAUUGGGCGUGUCCGAUGGCCUGGACCUUGUACGGACUGGCUACAUCGCAGUUUGGAGACAUACAGGACGAGCUCGAGACGGGUGCAACAGUGGAAGAAUUCAUGAGGCAGUACUUCGGUUUCAAGCAAGAAUUUAUCGGAGUGGUUGCAGCUGUGGUUGUUGGAUUCGCUCUACUCUUUGCACUUAUCUUUGCCUUGUCCAUCAAGAUGUUGAGUUUCCAGAGGAGAUGAAUAUUUUGUUGCUUGUACAUCAAGAAUGCAGGAACUGCUUUGAUCUUAUGUGCAACUUUUUGUAAUUGGUCAAUCCCUUCCUAAGUUUAUAAAUGUUAUAAUUCUUUUGGUA